AUUGGCAUUACGAAUUUGGUGAGCGCCACAUUCACUCCUUCCGAAAAUCAGGGAAUCUAGUGCUAUUAAAUUCAUCUAGUCAUUAAUUUUCAGUGAAUGCUCGGGCGGGGAAACAGUUUACCCGUUUCUCCAUGAAGCCCGUCCCGCUGAUUGCUGUGAUUCUGUUUCUGGUAGCUGUGGGGAGUACGCAACCCCUCGCUGAUCUGAACCAGAUCCUGCCAGUGAAUGAGUGUGCCAAUAAGGAAUCCAGCUUAGUUUACGAAGAGAAAGGUGAUGUUACCGUUGCUGUUCUUUUGGAUCUGACACAGGGUCCGCUAUGCAUUCAAAAAAAUGCCGCCUCGAUGCAAAGCAUGAAUGGAAUUUUGCAGACUUUCCAAACUCUCAAUUCUAUUCAAUAUCUGAAAGGACUAAAAAUUGGUAUCCGAAUAUUUGAUACUUGCGGUCAAGAGAGUAUAGCGCUGCAAGCUGUCCUGCAAACGGCUCUUGAGGCAAAUUUAACUCACGGCCUCCCAUGCAGAGUUGGCGUUCACUUAGGUUUCCUAUUCCCAAUUCGCUCCUAUCCAGCUGCGGCACAACUUCUGAAUGUGCUAAAUCUCCCGGCUACUGAUAUAUCAUUUUGGCAAACAACUUCUCCGCUGGACGCUGUAUCAGAUCUCCUCAUUCGACUGAGGUGGUCUUCGAUUGCAGUGAUCAGUCAGUCUAAACCGGCGUUGCUGACUUUCUCAAAGAAAGCUAGCGAACGCAGUAUCUGUAUUGUGGCGCAGACUGUUCUAUCCCCCAUUAACAGUAGGACUAAAGAAAUGACAGUUCGCGCCGUACGGCGAUCAAAGCGGUCCGGAUCAAAAGUCUAUCUUUUAAUUGGCUCCAGUGAGUUUUUGUUGGCAGUUCUUCCGCACUUUCAAGCGAACAGUACGAAUACUAAUUCGUCAAAAUACGUUCUCGUUGCUGCUGAUAACUGGAAUUCCAACUUCACCGAAGAAGUGGCACAGAGCGUCCAAGAAGCUCUAAUUAUUCGUCCCCAAAGAGUGCUAACUGACGAUAACGUCUCCGCUCGUGUCUUGUAUUCCCUGAUCAAGCAAUUCAAGAAUCACCUGUCGAGCACCUGCCGAGGCAAAUUCAAAUCAUGCGACCUUGAACCUCAUCAUUUGAUAAAGACAACAGCGCUCGCAGAGGAAGAUUUACGGAUUCUCAAACUUUCCACUGAUAUCAGUAUAUACAACGAACUGUUUCCUGUCAGUUAUGUGUCCACGAAGAACCCCAAAGGAUCGCAGACAAUCGUUGAUAUUGGCAACAUUCACGAAGACAAAUUUAUUCCCACUGGAAACAUAAAUGUUGGUCGAGAAGAGAUCACAGAGUGCACUGAUUGUCUCUGCACUAAUGUCGAUACAUCACCAAGUUUCAUCUUCCAACUUCGCGACGAGUUACACAUAAUCGUCGUCGGCUCAGUUUCCGUAUUAGGCAUCUUACUGACUCUGACUGGCCUGAUGUUUAUCAUUUAUAUUCAGUGUUGCUCCAGCCAUGAAGACCGAUCUGGCAACUUUAUUUUUUUGCUUCUCCUGGCCGUCUUGAUUCUCUAUUUUGUCAGUUUCCUUUACCUUUUAGUACCAAGCAGCAUCUUGUGCUUAAGUCGUGUUAUAGCGUUAAGUGGAUCUUACACCUUUUUCCUUGCCGCAAUUUUUUCGACUGCGGCUACUAGUCUGGUGGGUAAUCGGCCGGAUGACAAGACUGCUCGAUUAUGCAUUCAGAUGCUUCUAUUUGUCCUGGCAAUCAGCGUCCAGGCCCCCGUUUUAACUUACGAAACGCUUUUCCGCGACGACUCUUUACAAAUCAACAAAAUUCUCACCGACUACGGCCCGAAAACUGAGUGCACUCUCGACGAUUUACUUUCGCUCAAGCUUUUCUUAUACCCCACUAUAUUACUUGGGAUUGUGAGUUUAGGAAGCAUUAUCGUCAUCUACCAUCAUUGGCACGUUUCAGCUAUCAAAAUCAACCUCAGUGUAUCCUCGUUGGUAUGUUUAUCGAUCAACGUUACGUGGGUUGUUUUAUACUUCCAGCUUGGAAAGGAAUGGCGAGACAUUGUCAUCCUAUCAGGAAUUCAAGGAAACGCAUUCGUCAUACUAUUUGGAGUGGUUCUGCCAAAAAUCGUUAUGGGUUUACAAAAUAUUAAUCAUUCUUAUCCCACGAAAGCCUGGCAAGUUACUGAAAACACUAGCGACCCGGACGAUCAGGAAAGCUCAGAACGGACACCGCCUCCUCCUCGUCCACAUCAACAGCACAUUUAUGCUAUUCCCAGCGAAUAUGAUCGCCGAUCAACGGAGUCAGAUUACAAUAAUCGUAAUACUGCCAUGUAAAGAAAUAGGCGGAGAGAUUUAUCUUGAUUUAUUAUUAUGUAAUUUAAUUUAUAAUUUAAAAGCUAAAUAGAAAGAUUUUAUGGUAUACAGACCGCAAUCUACUUUCUGCAAGAAAAUAAAAGCCGAUAUCAAUUGCA
Daphnia pulex (common water flea) is the source of this 2488-nucleotide messenger RNA. RefSeq lists its product as uncharacterized. Gene Ontology annotation, biological process: G protein-coupled receptor signaling pathway. Gene Ontology annotation, molecular function: G protein-coupled receptor activity. Gene Ontology annotation, cellular component: membrane. The coding region runs from base 132 to 2351 and encodes 739 amino acids. The record is from RefSeq and is a predicted model, not a curated record. The transcript is spliced from 8 exons. Lineage: Eukaryota; Metazoa; Arthropoda; Branchiopoda; Diplostraca; Daphniidae.